AUGGCUGCUGCCUUAGUGGGAGGCUCAUUCCUCUCUGCUUUCCUUCAAGUGCUAUUUGAUAGGAUGACUGCACCGGAAUUCCUAAAUUUGUUUAGUAAUCAGAAGGCCGAUGAUUAUCUCCUCAAGAAUCUCGAGAGCAAGUUAAGCACUGUUGGAGCCGUGCUCGAUGAUGCAGAGAACAAGGAAAUAUGGAACCAAUAUGUCAAGAAAUGGCUUGAAGAGCUUCAUGAUACAUUUUAUCAAGCAGAGGAUUUACUGGACAGAAUCAACACUGAAGCCCUGCGAAUUAAGGUAGAAACUGAGUAUGAAAGCUCAACCAGCACUUGUACAAGCUCCUUGAGAAGAUUAUGCUUUGAAAGGAUUCUGCCUUGUGCAUCUUCGGGUGAUAAGUUUCUUAGGAGGAUCAUGCCUGAGAUAGAAAUAAUAGUGAUGAGGCUGGAGGGAUACAUACAGCAAAUUACUCCCUUGGGUUUGCAGGUUGUUCAUUCCAAAAUACAGUCACAUCAACAAUUUGAAACACCUUUGGUUAAUGAGACUACUAUUUUUGGGAGAGAUGCUGAUAAAGAGAAGAUAAUUCAAAUGUUGCUCUCCGAGGAUGCAGACACAGAAAAUAUCAUUGUGGUUCCAAUAGUUGGACUGGGUGGGCUCGGUAAGACCACCUUGGCUCGAAUGAUUUACAAAGAUUCGAGGGUGGAAGUGAGUUUUCCUACCAGGGCAUGGGUCUGCGUAUCAGAAGGGUAUGAUGCUACUAGGAUAACAAAAGAACUUUUAAGGGAACUCAAUAUUUCUUUUGUUGACAGUGAUAACUUGUUCUCCCUUCAAGUGAAGCUACAAGGCGGCCUAACUCAGAAAAAGUUCCUUCUUGUUCUGGAUGAUGUUUGGAAUAGUAACUACAAUCAGUGGGAUAAUUUAAGGAGCCCUUUCAAUUUUGGAUCAUGUGGAAGUAAGAUCAUUGUCACAACACGAGAUCAGAAUGUUGCAAGGAUGAUGGCCAAAGAAAGGUCAAUUCAUCAUCUGAAUUUCAUACAAGAGGAAGAUUGUCGAUCAUUAUUUAAGAAGCAUGCAUUUGAAAAUAAAGAUGGCAAUGAAAAUGCAGAACUUGAAGAAAUAGGAAACAAAAUUGUUAAAAAGUGUGGUGGGUUGCCUUUGGCUGUGAAAACAGUUGCGGGUAUUUUGCGUUCCAAAACAACCCCCAAAGAAUGGGAAGAGAUUUUAGCAAGUGAAGAGUGGACUCAAAUGGAUAAUGAAAAUGGCCCCAUACCAGCAUUGAGAUUAAGCUACAUUCAUCUUCCUUCCCAUCUUAAGAGGUGCUUUGCUUAUUGUGCUGUGUUCCACAAAGAUUACCAGUUUAGAAAAGAGGAAAUAAUUCAGUUAUGGCAAGCUAAUGAUCUUUUAGGGUAUCCUGGAGAAAAUAAAAGAAUUGAAAACAAGGGUGAGAAGUACUUUGAUGAACUGAUAAUGAGAUCAUUAUUUCAUAAGUCAACUGACCAUACUUUCUCCAUGCAUGACCUUGUCAACGAUUUGGCUAGGUUUGUUUUUGGGAAAUAUUGCCUUAGGUUGGAAGAUUGUCAGGAAGGCGAUGCUACAGUAUCUGGUGCAAGACAUUUUUCAUACCAUCCUAGUGUGUUUGACACAUUUCAUAAGUUUAAUCUCUUGAGGGGGACUAAGAAUAUAAGAACAUUCUUGCCAUUGAGAAUGCGUCAAGACUUGGGUCGUAAAUUUUCUCUAAGCAACAAAUUUUUAGAGGAUACCUUGCCCCAGUUCAUGUCUUUAAGGAUUCUAUCUUUGUCCUAUUAUGAGAAUAUUCUGAAGUUACCAAACUCAUGGAGUGGUUUGAAACAGCUUCGAUUUUUGGAUCUCUCUUCUACAAAAAUAAAGGAGUUACCGAAGUGGAUAUGCGGUUUCUAUAAUCUACAAACUUUGUUGUUGUCAAAGUGCAAAGAACUUGAAGAGUUGCCGGCAAAUCUAGGAAAGUUGAUUAACUUGUGUUGCCUGGAUAUUAGUGAAACUCCAUUGAAGAAAAUGCCACCACAAAUGGGUAGACUAAUAAACCUUCGAGUCUUGACUGCUUUUGUCAUAGGCAAAGACAAUGGUUCGACAAUUAAGGAGUUAGGCAAGCUUCCUAUGCUACGUGGUAAGCUAUUCCUUUCUGGGCUGGAAAAUAUUUCUAGUGGUAGGGAUGCAUCCUUAGCGAACAUGGAAGGCAAGAAAAACCUUGAAAAGUUAACUCUCAAGUGGGACAGUGGUGCUAACAAUUCACAGGUUGCAAAGGAUGUGCUUGAUAAACUACGACCUCAUUCAAGCAUUAAGUAUCUUAAAAUAGAAGGAUAUUGUGGGACCACAUUUCCAAAUUGGCUAGGCAACCCUUCAUUAAGCCGUUUGGAAUCCUUAAGUCUGUCUAGUUGUGAAUAUUGUCAUUCCUUGCCUACACUUGGGCAGUUAAGGUUCUUGCAAUCACUUGAGAUUGUUGGAAUGCCUCGUAUAUUAGCCUUGACACAGAAUUUUUAUGGAGAUGUCAAUGCAACCAAACCAUUCCCAUCUCUAAAAAAAUUGAGAAUUGAGAAGCUGCCAGAGUGGGAGAGAUGGCACAUACCAGAAGAUGAAGUCUUCAAUAUACUCGAAGAGCUCAGGAUAAUUGAUUGUCCCAGACUAAUUGGAGAACUUCCCCAACAAUUUCCAUCACUACAAAGCCUUGAGAUAUCUGGCUGCGAUAGUCUUGUGCAUCCUAAUGGUCAAUUGAGCAUCCUGAAUGGAGAGAUUCAACAAAAAUUUUCAUCUCUUUGUCAAUUGAAGAUUUCAAUUCUAAAGAAUUUGAAAGAGUUGCCUGUACAGCUCAACCAAUUACACAAACUUGAGGGAUUGACAAUUGAUGAUUGUGGGUCUCUCUCACCCUCGCACGUGAGUAGACCACCAACCUCAGUUAAAUCACUUGCGUGCAAGAGAUGCUGCAAUUUGGAAUUAGGGGGUUCAAACUGGGAGGGUGGUGGGAACUUGGAGUACUUGCAAGUAGAGAAUUGUGACUCUGUCAAAGUCAAAGUAGAGUGGCUUGCCUCGUUUCCCAUGCUAAAAUUUUUUGUUAUCCUGAAAUGCAAGAGUAUUGAGAUGCUCUCAGUUCUUGCUACACCUGCACCUGGGAUUGGGAAUCAGAGUGGCAUGACAACUACUACUACUACAAUGAUGUCACUUCAAGUCUUAUACAUCUUAAGCUGCGAUGAUCUAAUGUCUUUUCCAGAGGGAGGAUUGGCAGCCCCCAAUCUAACGGAGAUUUUUAUCAAAGAUUGCCAGAAGCUCAAGUCGCUGCCACAACGGAUGGAAUCCCUCCUCCCAUCUCUUCGAAAUCUGCAUCUAGAAAAUUGUCCAGAAAUUGAGUGCUUCCCGGAAGGGGGUUUGCCCUCUAGCCUACAAAUCCUUGAGAUCUUGAGGUGCAAAAAGCUCAUGAGUCGCCAAAGACAGUGGGGUUUGGAUAAACUCCCCUCUCUCACGGACUUGUGGAUCGUGGGUAUCAAGGAUGGAGUAGAGUCAUUUCCAGAGGAGGACUGGCAACUGCCUUGCACGCUUCAAGCUCUCUUGUUGCAGUUCCUUGAGAAUCUGAAAGUGCUAAACUAUUCAGGUCUUCGACACCUCACCUCUCUUCAACGCCUAGUUAUCGGCUUCUGCCACAGACUCCAGUCCCUACCAGAAGAGGGACUGCCUGCCUCUCUCACCAAAUUAGAUAUCUCCGAUUGCCCAAUGUUGAAACCAAGGCUAGAAUGGGAGAAAGGACAAGACUGGCCCAAGAUUGCUCACAUCCCUUGUCUGGUAAUCGAUGGCGAGCUAGUUCCUUGA
This is a messenger RNA of Coffea eugenioides, 3825 nucleotides long. Its product is annotated as putative disease resistance protein At3g14460. Gene Ontology annotation, biological process: defense response to other organism. The record is from RefSeq and is a predicted model, not a curated record. Gene Ontology annotation, molecular function: ADP binding. The transcript has a single exon. Lineage: Eukaryota; Viridiplantae; Streptophyta; Magnoliopsida; Gentianales; Rubiaceae. The coding region runs from base 1 to 3825 and encodes 1274 amino acids.